This is a messenger RNA of Ailuropoda melanoleuca (giant panda), 2011 nucleotides long. RefSeq names its product thymic stromal lymphopoietin (gene TSLP). Bases 1 to 765 code for a protein of 254 amino acids. The record is from RefSeq and is a predicted model, not a curated record. Lineage: Eukaryota; Metazoa; Chordata; Mammalia; Carnivora; Ursidae. Gene Ontology annotation, cellular component: extracellular region. Gene Ontology annotation, molecular function: cytokine activity; interleukin-7 receptor binding. The transcript has 6 exons. Gene Ontology annotation, biological process: positive regulation of tyrosine phosphorylation of STAT protein; positive regulation of interleukin-5 production; positive regulation of interleukin-10 production.
AUGAACGAGGGUUUGCAAGUACAAAUCCGCGCCCGCCACCUCGUUGUCUCUCCUGUCCCUACAACCCGCGCGGUGCUCAAGCCUGAGGCGACCGCAGCUGUCCAGGCUGCGCCGCGCGGGACUAAGCGCCUGGGACGCACGGGCGCACGAACCCUGCGCGCCUCCGCAAGAGCCGCGCGCUGGACAGCACCCUCCCUGCGCGCGCAAGGCUGCGCGCCACGUGGCGCGGUGGGGCCCCGCUUCGUGUCUGGCGCCCUCGCCCUUCGCCGGCCUUGGGGGUGGGGCUGUGAAGGGGGAUGGGCGUUGGGCUUUGCGGUUUUUGUUCUGUCAGUUUUUUUCAGGAAAAUCUUCAUCUUGCAACUGGUAGGGCUGGUGCUAACCUACAAUUUUACUGGCUGUGACUUUGAGAAGAUUAGAAAGAAGUAUCAGGAAGUCAUUUAUCAAGCCCUGGAGAAGUACAUGAAUGGGACCAAAAGCACCGAAUUCAACAACCCCAUCUACUGUGAAGACCCGCCAGACUGCCUCGCUAAAAUCGAACGCAUUACCUUCCAUCCCACCCACGACUGCACGUCUCUCGCCGAGGAAAUCUUUGCAAUAGGAACUAGGGCUACGCUCACUCUCCAGUGCCCCGGCUACUCCGGAAUGCAGAUAAAUAAUACCCAGGCAAAGAAGAAAAGAAAGAAAAGAAAAGUCACAACAAAUAAAUGCCGGGAACAAGUUGCAUACUUAAUAGGACUGUGGCGUCGUUUCAGUCGCAUUUCAUAGAAACAAAAUACACCUUCCUUAGGGCUGUAUUUCAUAGCAACAAAGUAAAUCAUCUUUAUUAGUUUCAGGUGUACAACAUAGUGAUUCAGCAUUUGUAUAUACCGCAAAAUGAUUGUCACACCCAGUAAGCCUGGUUAGUAUCUGUGAUGAAACUAAUUUUUUUGUGAUGAAAACUUUUAAGAUCUACAUUUCUUCAGUUCGUUACUUCCCGUCAUCCUUGAAGCCCACUGGCUACUCCCCUCUUGCUUUGUGCCUUGGCCCUGCAUAUGGAGAGAAUAUUUGGGGAUAGGUGGCUUCAACAUGCAUUCCAAUCAUCUUUUUCCUAAGUUGUGCCUCUAGUCCUCUCUUCCCCUGUUUAACUUCCCCCACAUCUGGAAGAGACAAUGGAGUCUAAGAUAAACAAUGCCAAAUCCAUUCUCCUAUUCUGGAAUGCCUCCUGCCAGCUAGAGCAGCGGGUACCCUCUUGCUCACCUUCCAGUGGGAGGGCCCCCCAGCCACAGAGCCCAGGCCAAAAUAGAGCAGAUAGUAGUACCCUGAUUUUUCCUUAAGUGGAAACUUUCCCCUGACCACUGCUCUGAGGGCUGGUGCUCACAGAAUAAGAGAGGUUCAAGGUUUCCAAAUCCAUCUUACCUGCCAACAGGUAAGAGGAAACUUACAUUAUGUAUCCAAAAAGCAUUUAUGGAGCACCUAGUGUGUGCCAUGCCUUCAGCCAAGUACCAGGGAUACAGAAGUAAAUAAAACACAGCUUUUACCCAGAGAAGCUCAGAAUGUUAAUGAAUAGGCACUUUCCUUUGCCCUGAGAGAAUUUCCUAUGCCGUCUUUCCAAAAGAAAGUUCUCUAAAGAAAGACCCAACCCAGGGCCCUAAAUGCCAUCAUAAGAGGAACUCCUUUCGGUCUAGCACAGGCUAGGAUUCAUUAAUUUCCUAUGCAAAAGGUGGGGAAAGAGAUGAUAGUUUAACCUAUUAACUCCAUUUUACUAGGGGUUAAUUGACGAGAUUACACUAAACUGAAAAGAAAUAUUUUCACAAUUAUUCUCAAGGUGUUUGCCAAUUUCCCUAUAAGCAGAGAGGAAUGAAGAACUGAAGAUAGAACAGGAAGCUCAAAGUCAUCCGACUGAAUGCAGUUUCUCUGAGUUUUCUGCUUUAUCUUUAAAAUUUUGUGUAAUUUAUAUAUUUUAUUUUUCUAUGUACCCCAUAGGUGUUUUAAUAUAAAAGCAAUCAUUUUAAUUAUUUACUAUCCCCCAAAA